Molecule: messenger RNA, 729 nt
Organism: Onychostoma macrolepis
Lineage: Eukaryota; Metazoa; Chordata; Actinopteri; Cypriniformes; Cyprinidae
Gene: chchd7
Product: coiled-coil-helix-coiled-coil-helix domain containing 7
Exons: 4
Coding region: 200-463 (87 amino acids)
Source: RefSeq, a predicted model, not a curated record
GCGAAACUGAUCCAUGCAGUUCGCACUUCUAAUACAGUUUGCUACACGGGAGGGUUCGACGUGUUUUGAGUUUUUGAAGGACUCCGAACUUCACAUUCACAUUCACAACAACUGCGCGGUAAACCCGAUGACCUCAUUCAGCUGAAAGGCUAUUUUUUAAGAACAUCCAGGAGCACUGUGACACAGAUGCAGUUGGAGAAUGGCUGGCAAAUCAAGUGCAUGCAAAGUUCGGAAUGUGGAUAUCAACCCAUGCAUUGAGGAGAGUGAUGGUUCUCAAAAAUGUUUGGAUGCAUACAACUAUGAGAAGAGCAUGUGUUCUGCAUACUUCAUGAGGUAUAAAAACUGCAGGAAGUACUGGCAUGGCGUGAUGCUGCAGCGUAGGCGUGAUGGAGUAAAGCCUGAUAUGCCAACCGCUGAGGAGCGAGAGCAGAUCAUCACAGCCCUUGGAGGGAAGCCCUACUAAGCAGUUAGAACAUAAGUGUGUUCGGACUCAAUAAAACUGAAAUUUCUUGCAGAGGAGACGCACUACGAAUCUAUCCUUCUGGAUUUAUGAAAAUGUAUUUCAGUCCGGUGGGGAAAGAGAUUAAAUGUGUACUUGCAUAAUUUCAGCAAUUAUGUAGUUGUGUAACAACUAAUGCUGUGUUUGUAUGUAUGAUACGGUCAAUGGCAGACUAUUACAGCCUAAUUUAAUGUAUUCAGUUAUUAAAAAUAGAACACAUUUUUAAUAUG